GCCAGGCUCUGUGUAGUCGAGCAGAAGUCUCUCUCUACGUCAUUCGCUUUCGAAGGCGAUUGUGUUGGUCGGUAGUGACUUACUGUACAGCCUUUUAAAGCACUGGGCUGGCGGAUAGUCCACCGUCCUUUUCUCUCCACAAACUCACUGCCGACCUUCCUCUUCGGCCGCGAGAGUUGUAUCGGUACCGACUCGGAACAGCUGUCGUCAACAAUAAAAGAAAGAUCUCUCCCGAUGCUUAAAUUGAUACCUCCACUUCAAGAAGACGAGCAGAUAUAUGUUGGGUAAAGGGUCAAAGCGGAAACUAGAUGAGGAUGAAGAGGGGCUGGAAAGCAAAGCGUUGGCGGCAGGGAUUGGAGCAUUGACCGACGGCCUCUCUAAGGUGUCCUACACCUUGCAGAGGCAGACCAUCUUUAAUAUGUCCCUGAUGAAGCUGUACAACCAUCGGGCGCUCACAGAACCCAGCCUGGAAAAGCGUGUUCUCAUCAACAACAUGCUAAGGCGCAUCCAGGAUGAGCUAAAGCAGGAGGGCAGCCUGCGGCCGCUCUUCUUUACGCCCUCCCCUCCUCCCGACGACCCCGUGGACGAGAGUUUCGGCGAGGCGCAACCUGCCUUCAGCGUGUUGUCCAUGGUGGCACCACCACUGUCCCAGUCACCUGCACUCUCCGCUCCAGUCACUAUACCCCCCUUGACAGGACUGUCAAACCCUGCUCCUCUGGAGGCCUGUCUCACCCCAGCCUCACUCUUAGAGGAUGACAGUGUCACACUUUGCACAUCACCAUCUCCGCAAGCUCCUCCUCUGCCCAGACUCCCUCCUUUAGUGGCCAGAGACAGCUUCUCUUCUGCCCUGGACGAUAUUGAGGAACUCUGUCCAUCUCCUUUACCGCCAACAACAGCAUUGCCCGGUGCUACCUCUCCCUCUUCCUCCCUGACUGUGGCCCUCCAUUUGCCCUUGUUGCCCCCCACCUUAAACUCAGGGGACUCCAAAGACUGCUGUAAGCCUUGCUGCCCAAAGCUUGAAGGGCUGGUCCCGCUGCCUGAGGAACGGCCAGCAGUCCCCAAUGCACCCGAGGCCAGAUUGCUGGAGACCCUUCCUCCUAACAACCUAGAAAUGAACACCUCACCCACCUCCUCGUCCUCUGGCUUUCUAACAGACCUGGCCCUGGACGACAUUCUCUUUGCAGACAUUGACACCUCUAUGUAUGACUUUGACCCCUGCACCCCUUCCUCAGGUGCUACUCCCUCAAAACUGGCACCAAUGGUGACGGCGGAUGAGCUCCUCAAGACUCUGUCACCCUACAGUGGUGCUGCUUCUUCGGUCACCUCAAACCAGCCUUUCAAAAUGGACCUCACUGAACUGGACCAUAUUAUGGAGGUGCUUGUGGGAUCAUGACCAGGUCUGGAGGGAAUUGGAGAAGAAAUGCUAAACCAAUCAAAUAAUUUUUAAGUACAAACUGGGAACGAAACUGAAGAAUCACUUUGUGAGUGUUUUUGUACAGUUUUUAAAGACAAGGAAAUUGACAUUUUAAUGGUGAUGUUGCCCAGUACUACUUCUCAACACUGUGCAUGCACUGUGCUUGCAUUUUCCAAAAAUGAACAUGAAGAAAUCUUUGGAACACACUUUGGCUUCUGGCAUAUAUGAGUGCCUUCAUCAUUUAUGACCUCUUGGUAAAUUUCGGUCUAUUCAUCCUUUUGUCUGUUUCUUUUCAUUUCUAAUCGAACAAGACAAAUCGUCAGAGGAGUAGUAUCUUUCUUCCCCCCUCCUCAGCUGACAGGUGCAAGAAUGUGCAAGUACAGCCCUAUUUUCAUGUUCUUUUAUUUUCAUGAAGCACAAUGAUUUUUGAAAGAGGAACUUGUUUUGUGUUCAUAUUUUUCUAUGCAGAGCUAAUGCUUCUAGACAUUAUAGUAAUAUUUAAAGUGGUCUGUAAUUUUUCUGUCAGUCAUUCAUUCAUUUUCGUCUGCUUCCAUUUAAAUGUUAAAGUGAAACAUGAAAUGUACACAUUUAUGGAACAUGCUUUACCUUUACCAGGUUAUUUAUACAUCUGUGCAGUGGUCAGAUAUUUACAGUCAACCAAAUUUCUUAUGAUCUGCCAUUACAGCUCAGAUUCUAUGUGUUUACAUCUCAGCUGGCAAUAAGUGAACAUUUGUUCUGAUGCACAACGUUUUACAUAUACAUUUAUUUGAUACGGUGGGAAAAUUAUCAAGCCAAUGCUACAACUCCUUUAAUGUAUGCAAUCAAUGCUUUUCUGAUCAGUAAUAAGCAAACCAUCACAUUCUCGCAACUUACCUUUUUUGGCUUUGGUUUGGGCUUCACAUCAUUAGUCCUGACAUUGUGGCUCUUCCAGUUUAAUGCUACACUAAUGCUCAGCAAGAGGGUCUAUGCAUGUCUGUACAUGCAAAGAUGAAAACACACUACAUAGACAUGUAUGUUCACGGUUGCUAUUCUAUGAGCCCAUUUUCAAAAAUAAAAAUUAAUCUAACUCUGUUUGUCAAACAUUUCCUUUGUAUAUGUCUCUCACCAGUACAAUGGUACAUUUCUGUUAACAUACUAAUGCAUGCAGGAUUAUAACUCAUAAUUGUACAGAUGUCAGAUAUAUGAUUUUUUUAUUUUGUAUGGUUUGGUCUUAUUUAUACAAUUGUUUGAGUUUUAAUUAAUGUUAUCUGUUCAUGUUAAAUCAGAUUUUCUCUCUGUUGCCCUGCUGGGUUUACUCUUGGUGUUGUUUGGCCAGUAGAAAUGGACACAUUACAUUUAAAUGGAAGAUUAUUUGGGGGAGUUUAAAGGAAUGUUACAGGGUCAAACCAAUGUUCUGAGAUCAACUGACAGCUUUUUUAGCAUAACGAUUAUUGCCCCUUAUUUAUUACAAAAAAAGAGCAAAAAACAUGGUUACAGUAGGCACUAACAAUGGAAGUGAAAGGGGCCAGUCUAUAAACAUUAAAAUAUACAUUUUUUAAAAAGUAUAGCCACAAGAUGUAGAUAUUAUAUGUGUUAACAUGAUUUUAGUGUGAUUUGCCUGCGUUACGGUGGUUACUAGAUUACAGGGUUUACCAGCGUAUUGCAAUUUUAAAUAGAACUUCAAACAGUUGAGGUUAGAAAGUGAUUAUAUCAAACUAAAAUGAUGUUAACACAUAUAAUGUUUACUUCUUGUGGCUAUCUUUUUGAAACUGUGUAUUUUUAUGUUUUUGGACUGGCCCCCAUUCACUUCUAUUUUAAGAGCCUUAAUGUAACCACAGUUAGUACAUUUUUUUUUAAUAAAAAUAGAUUAAAACUUUGUUUUUUUUGGUUAUCAACAUUAUGCCACAAAAAUUGUCCAGUGAACUUUUACUGAACCCAGAUCAUUCCCCUUUAAAAAUGCACACCUGAUAUUCAUGAUAUUUGUUCACCAGAAGAGUUCAGAAGUCUGCUAGAGAUGGGCUUAUAGGGUGAAAUUUCUUACAGUAAGCUUUGGAAUUUCAUUCUGUCCUGUUGUCAUUCCCUCUCUCAUUAUAGAAGAAUAUUCUGUAUGUACAGUAUGUGCAAUAAAAAGCACAUUAUAUUCGCUAAGAAGACUCCAUAAAACACUGAAUUUGAUUGGUUUACCGAAUUGGUUAGAAUAUUAUUGUAUGUGCCGUUCACAUGUUUGAAUCAAAAGGAAAGGGACCAUUUAUCAUAUCAGCUGUAUUAUCUUCAUAGAGCAGUCUGCUGUAUUGCACCAGCUGUCAUUAAUAAUAAGUAUACAAACUGAAAAAAAAAAAAAUACUACGCACAAUAUGGCUUUGUGAUAUGAAUCAAUCAAACAACCAUUGCAGUGAGCAAUGUGGAAGGGAAGAACACGUAUAUAUUAUCACAAGUUAAAUGUCUAUUUAACAGUUAUCUAAUUCAUCUUGUUCAGGUAUGGCCAUUAAAAAUCUGACAUUUUAACUUGCUGUCAGAGAGACCUUUGCUAGAGGCAACAAUUUGGAUUUGUUACAACCCAGAGUUCAAACGAGAGAUUGUCUGAGAAUUUUAAACAUGAGAGAAUGAGAGCCAUGUGUACAAUACUAUGGAAUCAAAACUAUGAUUAAUAUUACUUAUAGGAUUUUUGGAUUUGGAGUGUGUUUUUUUGAAGUUAUUUAUUUUUUUGUUUUCUGUGUAAAUAUAUUUAAGCUAACAUCCAGAUUGUAAUUUGUACAGAAUAUGAGAUAGGAAUGUAUUAUGCUUAUGGGAAUGUAUCACUGCUAAUUAAUUGGGGUGGAAGCCAUUUAAAUUUAAUUUCAUCUUGUUUUAAUAAUGCAUUAUUUUGUGUCUGUUUAGUUUAUUGUAUUAUAAUUUGGGGUGGUGUUUGUACUAGUCUCUAGGUCAGCACUCCCAGCCCCUAUUUAAUGAUGAGUAUUUAAUGUUUUUAUGUAUUUCAGAUUGUGUAAAGGGAAAAGGUUUGUGAAGCAAUACUUAUUCUCUACAAACUUCAUAAUUUCAAUCUUCCAAAUCCUCUUUCUGAGAAAUUUUUUUGAUGACCCUCAAUGCCAAAUGUAAAAAGAAAGGAAGCAUGAUUUCUGAUCUUUGUUCUUAUUUUUAUAUGCAUCUCAGUGUCUUCAGCCCAUGGUUCAAGCCACACAUGUGGCGAAUUUAAAGAUAAGUGGUAUCAGGAUAGUGACCACUGGGUGGGUGGGUGGGUGGGUGGGUGUG
This is a messenger RNA of Xyrauchen texanus (razorback sucker), 4642 nucleotides long. RefSeq names its product SERTA domain-containing protein 2-like. Gene Ontology annotation, cellular component: nucleus. The transcript has 2 exons. NCBI's taxonomy places the organism in Eukaryota, Metazoa, Chordata, Actinopteri, Cypriniformes, Catostomidae. The record is from RefSeq and is a predicted model, not a curated record. Bases 278 to 1393 code for a protein of 371 amino acids. Gene Ontology annotation, molecular function: transcription regulator activity.